This is a messenger RNA of Acomys russatus (golden spiny mouse), 1202 nucleotides long. RefSeq names its product cyclin O (gene Ccno). Gene Ontology annotation, cellular component: nucleus; centrosome; cytoplasm. Gene Ontology annotation, biological process: regulation of cyclin-dependent protein serine/threonine kinase activity; mitotic cell cycle phase transition. The record is from RefSeq and is a predicted model, not a curated record. Gene Ontology annotation, molecular function: cyclin-dependent protein serine/threonine kinase regulator activity. Bases 111 to 1169 code for a protein of 352 amino acids. The transcript has 3 exons. NCBI's taxonomy places the organism in Eukaryota, Metazoa, Chordata, Mammalia, Rodentia, Muridae.
AGAGCUGCGCCAGCUGCUGGACGGGAUCUUUCGCCCAGCCUUCACCCCAGACACUCCUAGGCCCGCCGCGCCCGGGAGUUGUGGACUCGAGAGCGGCUACCGAUUGUAUCAUGGUGACCCCUUGCCCCGCCAGCCCCGCCAGCCCCACCGCGGGAGCCGGGAGGCGGGACAACCACCAGAACCUCCGCGCCCCGGUGAAGAAGAGCAGACGCCCGCGCCUACGGAGGAAGGAGCCACUGCAGCCGCUGAACGCGUGUUCGCUCCCGGGAGACUCAGGCGUCUGUGACCUCUUUGAGUCCCCCAGCUCCAGCUCGGACGGCGCGGACAGCCCCACAGCGCCUGCGGCGCGGGACUGCAGCGCCCUACUCGGCUCUGCCCAGCCCUUGACCGCGCUAGAUCUCCAGACCUUCCGAGACUACGGCCAGAGCUGCUACGACUUUCGCAAGGCGCAGGAGAGCCUUUUCCACCCGCGGGAGUCGCUGGCGCGGCAGCCACAAGUGACAGCAGAAUCCCGCUGUAAGCUGCUCAGCUGGCUCCUGCCGGUCCACCGCCAAUUCGGCCUCUCAUUUGAGUCGCUGUGCCUGACCGUGAAUACGUUGGACCGGUUCCUCCUCACGACUCCGGUAGCGGCAGAUUGCUUCCAGCUGCUCGGGGUCACCUGUCUGCUCAUCGCCUGCAAGCAGGUAGAGGUGCACCCACCCCGAGUGAAACAGCUCCUGGCCCUGUGCGGCGGCGCCUUCUCCAGGCAGCAGCUGUGUAACCUGGAGUGCAUCGUGCUGCACAAGCUGCACUUCAGCCUGGGCGGGCCCACCAUCAACUUCUUCCUGGAGCACUUCACUCACGCGCGCGUGGAGGCGGGUCAAGCUGAGGUCACCGAGGCUUUAGAGGCUCAAACCCUGGCUCGGGGAGUGGCGGAGCUGAGCCUGGCGGAUUAUGCUUUCACCACCUACACCCCUUCCCUGUUGGCCGUCUGCUGCCUGGCGCUGGCGGAUGGAAUGCUGCGGCACCCGAAACCCCUGGACCUUCGCCUGGGAGAGCACUCAGAGGCGGCGCUGCAAGACUGCCUGGGCAAGUUGCAGACGCUGGUGUCCAUCAACAGCACCUCCCUGUCUCACAUGCUGCCUCCCCAGAUCUGGGAGAAGUGCAGCCUGCCCCAGAGUUGGAAAUAAAAAUCACACCCCUUGAGCUCCUUUUAUUCCCUG